Molecule: messenger RNA, 1179 nt
Organism: Drosophila rhopaloa
Lineage: Eukaryota; Metazoa; Arthropoda; Insecta; Diptera; Drosophilidae
Product: G protein alpha q subunit-like
Exons: 8
Coding region: 122-1168 (348 amino acids)
Biological process (GO): adenylate cyclase-modulating G protein-coupled receptor signaling pathway
Cellular component (GO): heterotrimeric G-protein complex
Molecular function (GO): G protein-coupled receptor binding; guanyl nucleotide binding; GTPase activity
Source: RefSeq, a predicted model, not a curated record
ACCCGUUAUUGGCUAAAUCAAAAGAAAGUGAAUCGGGUUCAUAACUGAUGGACGAGAUCUAAAGGCCGAGCAAUCAGGAUAGAUUUCUACAAGGGACGGCGGUUCCAUAAAUCUAGUAACCAUGUCCUGUUGUUUAUCGGCCGAGGAGAGGGAACAAAAGGAGAUCAGUAAGCUAAUCGACAGGCAGUUGCGGAAGGACAGGAAAAGUGCGCUCAGCGAGCGUAAACUGUUGGUGCUGGGCACGGGCGAGUCCGGGAAGUCAACAUUCAUCAAGCAGAUGCGCAUCAUCCACGACGGGGGCUUCACAACCCUGGAAAAGCGUGGGUACAUAAAACUGGUUUUCCAAAACAUCUUCAUGUCCAUGCAGUCAAUGAUCAAAGCCAUGGCCAAGCUGGAUAUUUCUUAUGGUCAAAAAGAACAUAAAGAACUUGCCGAUCUUGUGUUGAGCAUCGCAUACGACACGGUGGAAACGUUUAAGGAUCCUUACGUGAGUGCCAUUAGAACGCUUUGGGGCGAUGCAGGCAUCCGGAAGUGUUACGAUCGUCGAAAUGAAUAUCAGCUGACUGAUUCCGCCGAAUACUUCUUGAGCGACUUAGCUCGAAUUGAAAAGGAUAGAUACUUGCCAACCGAGCAAGAUAUUCUUCGUGUUCGAGUGCCGACGCAAGGCAUUGUUGAGUAUCAAUUCGAUUUGAAAGGCUUAAAGAUAAGAAUGGUUGACGUCGCAGGGCAGCGAUCCGAGAGAGCAAAGUGGAUUCAUUGUUUUGAGAACGUGACAUCAAUAAUGUUCCUAGCAGCUCUAUCGGAAUUCGAUCAAUCGCUUGCUGAAGCUGAAAGUGAUAAUAGAAUGAAGGAAUCUAAUGCUUUAUUUCAAUCGAUAACUUUAUCCCCUUGGUUUCAAAAUGUUUCGCAUAUCCUAUUUCUGAAUAAGACAGACUUGUUCGCAGAGAAAAUAAUGACCAGGGAUUUGGUAGACUAUUUUCCUGAAUACAAUGGUCCGAAGAAAGAUGUAAAAAAGGCCCAAGAUUUCAUACUGAAAAUGUAUGUACCAGAUGACCGCAAAAUAUAUUCUCACUUUACAUGUGCUACGAGUACAGAUAAUAUUAGAUUUGUGUUUGCGGCUGUGAAGGACACAAUUGUGAAAGCACACCUUGAUGCAUUCAAUUUAUAAUAAUCCAGCAA